This is a messenger RNA of Morus notabilis, 3244 nucleotides long. RefSeq names its product WEB family protein At5g16730, chloroplastic. Gene Ontology annotation, biological process: reciprocal meiotic recombination. The record is from RefSeq and is a predicted model, not a curated record. Bases 181 to 2886 code for a protein of 901 amino acids. Lineage: Eukaryota; Viridiplantae; Streptophyta; Magnoliopsida; Rosales; Moraceae. The transcript is spliced from 3 exons.
UCUUCUUCUUUCAUUCUUCUCAGCUCAUUAUUAAACAUAAAACAUACAGAUAUAUCAUAUAUGUUUGUCUCGCUAAUCUGAAGAUUAACUCUUUACAAUGUCACCAUAUUUUUAGCUGCUUUCUCAAACAAGUCAAAACCAACUCCUUUUCUUUUAACACCUUCAUCCACUCCUCACACCAUGGCUUCCAAGACUAAAUCUUCUUUGUCGGAAACUCCUCCAAACAAAGCAUCACCGGCAACUCCCAGAGUUAAUAAACCAGUUGGCAGCAGGGGAAUCCCCAAAUCAGAUUCCGAUUCCCAUUCUCCUCUUCCAAAUUCUCGCCUUUCCAUCGAUCGCUCCCCGCGCUCCGUUCCCUCGAAAACCGCUGCCGUUGAUCGCCGUUCGCCCAGGAUCACCACCACCACCACCACCACCACACCAGAAAAACAACCGUCGCGAAUCCCCAAGGGUGGUUCGGAACUGCAGACACAGCUGAAUCUUGUUCAGGAAGAUCUGAAGAAAGCCAAGGAGCAUAUAAUUUUGGUUGAGAAGGAGAAGGCGAAAGCAAUCGACGAAUUGAAAGAAGCGCAAAAAGUUGCUGAGGAGACGAAUGAGAAGCUCAGAGAGGCUCUGGUGGCGCAAAAGCGCGCCGAGGAGAGUUCCGAGAUCGAGAAGUUCCGAGCCGUCGAGUUGGAGCAGGCGGGGAUUGAGGCAGCGCAGAAGAAGGAAGAGGAAUGGCAGAAGGAGAUUGAGUCUGUGAGGAACCAACAUGCUGUUGAUGUGGCUGCUCUUCUCUCUACGACUCAGGAGCUUCAGAGGCUGAAGCACGAAUUGGCCAUGACCUGCGAUGCGAAGAAUCAGGCAAUGAGUCACGCCGAUGAUGCGACUAAGAUUGCAGAGAUUCAAGCUGAGAAGGCGGAGAUUCUCUCUGCAGAGUUGGCCCGGUUGAAAGCCUUGCUCGACUCGAAGAUUGAGACGGAGACGAAUGAGAUCAACAAGACAGCGUUGAAGCUGAACUCAGAGAUAGAAUCCUUAAGACAACAACUCGAGGAGGCGAAAAUUCACGAGGAGAAAAUACUUUUGGAGAAAGAGGCAUGUAUUGAGCAGCUCAAUGUGGAGCUAGAGGCGGCGAAGAUGGCUGAAUCGUAUGCACGGAGUUUGGCAGAGGAGUGGAAGAUUAGGGUCGACGAAAUGGAGAGGCAGGUUGAGGAAGCGCGGAAGUUGGAAAUAUCAGUGUCGGAGUCGCUGGAUUCGGUGAUGAAACAAUUGGAAGGAAGCAAUGAUUUGUUACAUGAUGCUGAAGCUGAAAUUGCUGUUCUUAAAGAAAAGGUUGGUCUAUUGGAAAUCACAAUUGGAAGACAGAAAGGCGAUCUCGAGGAGUCGGAGCAUCAAAUUAGUAAUGCCAAGCAAGAAACUUCUGAAAUGGCCAAAAUCGUCGAGUCGCUGAAGGCGGAGCUUGAAAAUGUGAAGGAGGAAAAGAUACAGGCUUUGAACAACGAGAAGCUCGCUGCUUCGAGUGUUCAAACGCUAUUGGAAGAGAAGAACAAGCUCUUAAAUGAGUUGGAGAAUUCAAGGAAUGAAGAGGAGAAGAGCAAGAAGGCGAUGGAGAGCUUAGCCUCGGCAUUACAUGAAGUUUCUGCAGAAGCCAGGGAAGCGAAAGAAAAGCUUCUGUCAAGUGAAGUUGAGCAUGAAAACUACGAUUCACAAAUGGAAGAUCUGAAGUUGGUCUUGAAAGCAACCAAAGAGAAGUAUGAAGCCUUGUUUGAUGAAGCGAAACACGAAAUAGAUUGUCUAACGAGCGAAUCGGAGAAAACAAAGACUGACUUUGAAAAUUCCAAGGCUGAAUGGGAGGAAAAAGAGCUUCAUCUGGUGGAUUGCGUGAAGAAAUCAGAAGAGGAGAGUUCUUCCAUGGAAAAGGAAGUGAAUAGGCUGGUGAAUUUGCUGAAACGCGCUGAGGAAGAAGCGUGUGACAUGAAGGAGGAAGAGGUGCAAUUGAAGGACAGCCUGAAGGAAGUCGAAUCGGAGGCGAUCUACUUGCAGGAAGCCCUCGCAAAAUCGAAGGCUGAGACCAUGAAACUGAAGGAGAAUGUGUUGGACAAAGAGAAUGAGUUGCAGAGUUUGGUUCAAGAAAACGAGGAGCUUCGAGAAAAGGAGGCUGCUUCGCUCAAAAAAGUCGAAGAACUGAAAUCGAAGGCUGAGACCAUGAAACUGAAGGAGAAUGUGUUGGACAAAGAGAAUGAGUUGCAGAGUUUGGUUCAAGAAAAUGAGGAGCUUCGAGAAAAGGAGGCUGCUUCGCUCAAAAAAGUCGAAGAACUGUCAAAGGCGCUCGAAGAAGCCAUCACGGCAAAGAAGCAAAGCGAGGAAAAUGGCGAGGUGACAGACAGUGAAAAGGACUAUGACUUGCUUCCCAAGGUAGUCGAGUUUUCAGAAGAGAACGGACACGCGGGGGAAGAUAAAAAACCGAAUAGCAAAGAAGAACCGGCGAUAGUACUAAAUUCGCAGCAACAGAAGAAUGACUUUUCGAAUGAUGAAGCUGAUGAUGAGCAUUUGAACGGGAAGCCGUCAAAGGAAUUAGAUGAGAAGAAGGAGAAAGGAGACGAGGCAGUGGAAGAAGUGGAGUACAAGAUGUGGGAAAGCUGCAAGAUCGAAAAGGAGUUCUCGCCCGAGAGAGAAGGCACCGAGCAGGAGUCAUUUGAAGAGGACGUGGACACGAAAGCGGAGGUGGAGGCGGAGGGUGGGGAGAGCUUCGAUCAGAUAAAUGGAGUGUCUUCGACCGAGAACAAUGACGACGCCGGCGGAAAGAGCUCGCCUACAAAGCAGCAGCAACAGAAGAAGAAGAAGAAGCCUUUGCUUGGAAAAUUUGGAAGUUUACUUAAGAAGAAGGCACCCAACAACCAAAAAUAGAGAAAUGGUAAUACUGGAUAAAAUAUCAUUUUGGAGCUUAAAUGUGUUUGCCAUUUUUUUUUCUUUCGAUUUUCAGAAUAGGUCUAAAGUGAAAAGGGUUGUUGUAUCAUUCUCUAGCGCUUAUUAUUUUUAUUGCUUAUUGAUUCUCUCAUUUUCCAAUGUUGUAUGCGAGGAGGAUUAUAUAUCUUUUUUUUUUUGGUUUUUGUUCGUCUCAUUUAGAUCUUUGUGAAAAGGAGUGGUAACUUGAAAUUUUUUCUUUUUAUGGGGUUUUGAUCUUAUCUUAUCUUAUUAAUACAAAUGGGUAAACUCAUGGUUAUAUUUGAGCUUGCGGGUGCUGGAAAUAUGCCAAGAACUGGGA